This is a messenger RNA of Ectocarpus siliculosus, 3987 nucleotides long. Lineage: Eukaryota; Phaeophyceae; Ectocarpales; Ectocarpaceae. The record is from the annotation of a GenBank genome assembly.
AUGCGCGGCGUCCAGCGGACGGUGGCGGCGGCGGCGGCGGCGGCGCGACGACCGGCGCCUGGAGCAGCGGUGGUCACAACGACAGCCGCGGCAGCUACCCCGGGAAACAAGCUGGGCGCAGAGUUUAGUCUGAGCGGUACUAUUAGCGGUUUAGCAGAGAACCAUGAUACCAUGGAGGAGCUCGGCAUGCCGAGCGUGGCGGGGGAGGGAGGGAGGGAAAACAAGGAGUCCGAGGACGAGAAGAGUUGUGCGAAUGCCGCCUUUCCUGAACAGGCUACUGACAAGCCUGCGCGUUCGGACGAGGGAGAAGGGGAAGAUCUUCACAGCAUUGAGAAUCCGGGAGGACUCCACGCCGAGGGUGCGGGGGGGGGAACCGGUGGUCGGGUGAAUAGCGGUUUGCCCGUUGGGGAGGUGACGGGUGCUGUAAUGAGCCGCCAGAAGACCGAGUAUCGGACGAGGGUAAAGGUCCGGCCAGAACGGGCCGAGGAGAACAGGAGCGCUGCCGCGGCCGGGAAACAACAGGCAGCGCAUAGACACCUUCUGGAUGCGGAGGUCAGCCUGGGCGGGAUCAGAGGUUUGGCAGAGAACCGUGAUACGAGGGAGGAACUCGGUGUGCGGAGCUUCGGGGAGAAGGGGGGCAAGAGGAGCAACUUGUACGAAGACGAGGAGAAAUGUUCGGAUACCGACUUGCCUGAACAAACGACUGCAAACCCUGCGGCCUUGAGAGAGGGAGCAGGUGAAGAUCUCCACAGCGUCGAGGAAACGGGGGGGCUUCUCUCAAAGAGCGAGGGGGGGGGAGCCGACGAACGGGGGGAGUUAGCGGCGUUAAGGCGACGGGUGAUAGCGCUCCAGGCGACCGCAUUUGAAGAGACGACGAAGAGACUGGAGGCGGAGGAGACCGCGCUGAGUUUGAGAGACCUUCUGAGGACAACCGUGGAGUUCUACGAAGCACAGAUAGCCCACUUUAUGGCGCGAUGCCCGCGUAUAGCUAAAGACGGUGACAACCACCCGGGCGGUGCUAUGGAGGAGACUUUGCUGCUCAGAGAUGAAUCCAGCUGGUUGGAAAAUUCCGCAGAUGUGGACUUGCUGUCCGGGUACGACUACACGACAGGUGCCGAGACUGUUUUUGUCACCACGACCACCUCCACCAGCGGCGGUGGAGAGGGUGAGAGAGAGGAGGGGGGAGAGCUCCCAGGACACCCCGUGCAAACCGGAAAAGGCAGCACCAGCACCAGCACCGUCGUUGUGUGUUUCGAGGGCGAACAAGAGGAAAUUGCGGCGUUGAAGAUUUUCGAGGAAGAAGAGCGCGGGAAGGCAGGUGAGGAGCAAGACACGGGGGUGGUGCACACGAACGUUUCGGAGGAAGAGAAGGAGGAGGAAGAGAAGGAGGGGGAAGAGAAGGAGGAGGAGAAGGAGGAGAAGGAGGUGGUGGCAUCGGGUGAUGGUGUAGGUGCUGUUCCGAACAGCGUCUUGCCUUCCGAGUCGGGGGGCGGCAUCUCUGAGGAUUCCGGACCGAGAUCAACCGACGCGUCCUCCGGGCUGAGCGGGAAGGGCAUUGAAGUGUUCCACUCUUCUCCGACUACGGUCUCGCACGAUCAUGAGGUCCUCGGGAACGAAAAGCGAAUCGUCGAGGGUGCGGCACAGCAGAACAUCGCGACGGAGAGGGGGGACGUCUUGGGCAACCGGAGUGGUCCGCUACAGGACGUCUCGUUUCUGUCCGGCAACAUCCACAGCGAGAUCGGCGACGGCGAAACACAGGCUACGAAGAAGAACACAGCUGAGAAGGAGAGAUAUGAUCUAGAGGAGUGUGGCUCACACAAGCGCAGUGCAAGGUCAAGGAACCCCUUGGCAGCCUGGAGCAACGCCGAGCGAAGAGUUAGCAUCCACCGCGAGAUCGGAGCCGGUGAAAAACAGGUGACGAAGAAAAGCACAGCUGAGAAGGAGGGACAUGAACUAGCGGGGUGUGGCCCACACAAGCGCAGUGCAAGGCCAAGGAACCCUUUGCUAGCAUGGAGCAACGCCGAGCGUAGCGUUAGCAUUCACCGCGAGAUCGGCGACAGCGAAACACAGGCGACGAAGAAAGACACAGCUGAGAAGGCGAGGAAUGAACUAGCGGGGUGUGGCUCACACAAGUGCAGCGUUAGGCCAAGGAACCCCUUGCUAGCAUGGAGCAACGCCGAGCGUAGCGUUAGCGUGCUCGGCGGCCGACACGAUGCGCUGCAGGGGUCUCCCGACCAGGCAACCUCUAGCUUUGCCAAUACUUCUCGUCGCACGGAGGAGCGGGACACAACCGACAGCGAUCAGGGUGGCGGUGGUGAUGUGACCCAAUCAACGUUGCCAGAGGUAAUCGCGGGAGAAGGCUGCGAUCUUGUGCAGGAGGACAGUGGUGUCGGUGCCAACACGCCGCGACCCCUGGCGAUAGGUAACUCUGACAAGUCUGAGCUUCAAAGCGAGAAGGGGACGGAGCAGCAGCGGCAGCCAGAGGAUGGGAGCCGUUUGCGGGCUCGGCGAGUGGGCAAGCUUAACGCCCUGGCCCUCGUCCUCAGGGAAGCCGAGGACGCCAUCUGCGCAGGAGAGCGCGGUGGCCAGGAUGACCGCGGUAGCGGCGGCAGCGUUGUAGACAAGCAUAGAGCACAAGCGUCGCUUUCCCCGGUGGCCGAUGACCAAUCCGGGAGGCAGACAGCGGAAGAGGUUAAGGCGGGCGACGGAGACGCCCUCGCCCUCGAUAUGCUGUCUGAGGCCAUUCUGGGAGGCGAUUUCAACCGGGAUUUCUCGUACAAGCAGCGGCGAGAGGCCGAGCUUCAGCAGGGGGGCGUGGCAUUCUUGGCGGACAUUACCGAGGCGGAGGACGCGGGGCUCAUCCAGAUGGGCGAGGUAGUCGGACGGGGGGGCUACGGCGUGGUGUGCGAGGUGACGAUCGUCGAGAGGAGAAAACGCGCCGCCGCCCUCCGGUACACUGCGGGAAGGGAGCUCGUACUGAAGGGACCUCUGCAGGGAUCAGCGCUCGACUUUGACGACAGCUACCUCAACGAGAUACGGAUUCUGCAGAGGAAUCUGGCAGGAGUUGGAGGCGCGCUGGAGUUCCUCCAUGACAACGACAUCAUCCACGCCGAUGUAAAACCGGCAAACAUCCUUCGAGACAAGGAUUUCAGCCGCUUCGUACUGACCGACCUGGGCGUGGCCGGCGAGUCUGGGAAGACUCCGGCUGGCGGCGGGACGCCGUGGUGGAUGCCCCCAGAGACUACUGGAGAUUUCCACGGGAAUGGCCCCUCGCCGAUCGACUUGAAGAUGCUCCCGUCUUCGGACGUGUACUCGCUUGCCAUCGUUGCCCAUCAGCUGCUGACGGGGUCGGUUCUUCCGGUCACGAGCGGUGCGACCAUCUUCAAGCACAGGGACUCGAUCCCUAACAGCCCUUCCAAGACCAUGGCAAUGGACUUCCGCCGGACCAACAGGGCCAAGCUCCAAGCCGCAAACGACGACACGCGCCAAGAAGCCCAGCGCAUCAUGUUCGACAUUUACAGUGGGCACGUGGCACAAGAAUGCCGAAUGGAGGACCUAGAGAAGACCCUGUUGUCCCCGGUGAUGCUCCCCCAGCGCACAGAGAUGCAGUUCCCGAACCAGGUGUUGGACGUUCUGAAGGCGGCCUUGAACAAAGACCCCAGCCAACGCCUCUCCUUGCCGAGGUUCUGCCAAGUACUUCUCGACCAAGACCUGUGGUCGACGCAGCGGGCAAGGGCACCCGUCAUGAGCGGCUUGGCGGCAUCAGUCUCGGAUAGGAUCCGGGGUAUUCUGGACGGCAAGGAGAGGAGGAGCGGUGUCAGCUCUUCCACCGGGGGCGAGGAAGGUGACGGCGCCGGGGGCGGCGGUGGCGCUAGCGGCGAGGAGGAGACCGCGUGGUACAACGAUACCGAGGGCGUCGCCCCCUGGUGGAAGGACACCGAGCCGGUUCGACAAGAGCUACUCUUCCUGAGAGAGUUGUUGCCUUAG